AUGAAACCGGAUGAACAGGAGAUCAGAAGAGGUAGGAGUCAGAGAUACUUUCGCGCACUGUCUGGGCAGACUUGGAGAUUCAGCGAGGAAAUCAAAAAGAAGACUCUUGGACCCAGGGCAACAGUUCAACAGGAAGAGACAUCAACAAGGAGUCGUUCAUGUAGGACGAGGAGAGGUCAAGAAAAGGCAGCAAACCCGGAACUGGCCAACAAUUCGCCCAGGGGGUUCAGUCGUGAGACGUAG
This is a messenger RNA of Protopolystoma xenopodis, 243 nucleotides long. Lineage: Eukaryota; Metazoa; Platyhelminthes; Monogenea; Polystomatidea; Polystomatidae. The record is from the annotation of a GenBank genome assembly.